Molecule: messenger RNA, 2072 nt
Organism: Trifolium pratense (red clover)
Lineage: Eukaryota; Viridiplantae; Streptophyta; Magnoliopsida; Fabales; Fabaceae
Product: guanine nucleotide-binding protein subunit beta-1
Exons: 6
Coding region: 548-1681 (377 amino acids)
Biological process (GO): G protein-coupled receptor signaling pathway
Cellular component (GO): heterotrimeric G-protein complex; cytoplasm
Molecular function (GO): signaling receptor complex adaptor activity; protein binding
Source: RefSeq, a predicted model, not a curated record
AAGCAUCCAUUGUCGUCCAGCGGUUAGGAUAUCUGGCUUUCACCCAGGAGACCCGGGUUCGAUUCCCGGCAAUGGAACUUUUUGUCUUUUUUAAAUCACUUUUUUUGCUUUUCAACUCAACUCAACUAGUUUAGUGAUGAUGACAAAGUCUUGAAUCUUAAUCCAUAGAAAAACAAACACAGAUUCCAUUCCAAAUCGGAUUUUUAAACCCGUUUAGUGUGAAUAGUACAAACAAAAAUAAACUGACAGAUGGAGAAAGUGGGCCCGGCGGCGUCAGUAAAAAUAAUACUAACAACAGGCAGUCAGUCCCCACUUCCAUUUCUUACUUUCUUCUUUCGUUUUCUUCUUCUUCUUCUUCUUCUCUUCACACUUCAAUUCACUCAUUCAUCUUUUUCCCAUAACCGUUUCUGUUUCUAAAUCUAACAAACAUAACAAUAAUGAUAGAUGUAGUAACUGAUUCAGAUCCUUACUAGUUCAUCUUCCUUUUACUUCAUUCAUUCAUUCAUCACAAUUCAAAUCGGUGAAGUUUCUUUAUAAGACCUAAAAUAUGUCCGUUACGGAGCUGAAAGAACGUCACAUAGCAGCGACGGAAACCGUCAACAAUCUCAGAGAACGUUUGAAGCAGAGACGUCUUUCUUUGCUUGAUACAGAUGUUGCUGGUUAUGCAAGGUCUCAAGGUAGAGCUCCUGUUACUUUUGGACCAACCGAUAUUCUUUGCUGUAGAACACUCCAAGGUCAUACUGGAAAGGUGUACUCAUUGGAUUGGACUUCAGAGAAGAAUCGAAUUGUUAGUGCAUCCCAAGAUGGAAGAUUAAUAGUGUGGAAUGCUCUAACAAGCCAGAAAACUCAUGCCAUAAAGCUUCCUUGUGCAUGGGUCAUGACAUGUGCUUUCUCACCAACUGGUCAAUCUGUUGCAUGCGGGGGCCUUGACAGUGUUUGCUCUAUUUUCAAUCUUAAUUCCCCCACUGACAGGGAUGGGAAUCUAAAUGUUUCACGGAUGCUUAACGGACAUAAAGGUUAUGUUUCAUCUUGUCAGUAUGUUCCAGGUGAAGACACUCACUUAAUCACUGGUUCUGGAGAUCAGACAUGUGUUUUAUGGGAUAUUACUACUGGUCUUAGAACAUCUGUUUUUGGAGGGGAGUUUCAGUCUGGACAUACUGCAGAUGUACUUAGCAUUUCCAUUAAUGGAUCCAACUCCAAAAUGUUUGUAUCCGGUUCUUGCGAUGCGACUGCCAGAUUGUGGGACACUCGUGUGGCUAGUCGAGCGGUGCGGACAUUUCAUGGGCAUGAGGGUGAUGUUAAUUCUGUUAAAUUCUUUCCUGAUGGAAAUAGAUUUGGAACUGGCUCAGAAGAUGGAACUUGCAGAUUGUUUGACAUUAGGACUGGACACCAACUUCAAGUAUAUAAUCAGCAACACAGUGACAACGAAAUGGCACAUGUGACCUCCAUUGCGUUCUCUAUAUCCGGAAGACUGCUUAUUGCUGGAUAUACAAAUGGUGAUUGUUAUGUUUGGGAUACUUUAUUGGCCAAGGUGGUCUUGAAUCUAGGAUCUCUUCAAAACUCUCAUGAGGGCAGGAUCAGCUGUUUGGGUUUGUCUGCUGAUGGAAGUGCUUUGUGUACAGGAAGUUGGGAUACAAAUUUAAAGAUAUGGGCAUUUGGAGGGCAUAGGAAGGUGAUUUGAGCCAUUCAUGGGUAAAGACUCAUACUUUGACUCCUUUGUCAGGGCCACUCCUUGUAGGGUAUUGUGGUUCAUCACAAUCUAGUACUGAUGCUUGUGAUGUUGACUUUGGUCAAAAUUCGAAGGCAUAGUUUAUAACCUUUAGCAAUGGAACUAGUGCAGCCUUUGUUUAUCUCCAUGCUCAUGGGUUGUUGUGUGUAAUCUAGGUGUAUACUUUUAAACCAAAAUGAAGGACUGUUUACUUUUUCAACUCCUCAAUUUAACUAUUUGAAGUAUGUGUAUGGUUCCACAUUGAGAGAACUAAAUGUAUGUUCACGGUGGUUAAAUGAGGGAUAGUUUGAUCCCAUUGUAAAAUCGAAUCUUCUUCAAAUCAAUUCCAGUCGAAUUAACUCUU